AUGGAAUUUCUUUCAUUCUUAUUCUUGUUUUCUCUUUGCUAUUCUUAUCUUUUUCUCCUUUUUUUUGUUUUUUUCUUCUUUUUGCUUUCCUGUUUCAUUCUUUUAUCCUUCUUUUCGAUUCUUUUAUUGUCUGUUCGUUUCUUUUUCUCCUUAUUCUUGUUUUGUUUCCGUCAGUCGUAUUCGUCUGCUUCUUUCAUUUUUCUGUUUCUUUUUUUUUUUGCUUCUUUUCACUUUUCCUUCAUCUUUUGCCUUUUUCAUUCUUUUGUUUCUUUCAUUGUUAUUUCUUUUAUUCUUCUUUGCGACUCUUUCAUAGUCUGUUUCCAUUUUCUUCAUUCUUUUUUUGUUUGUUUCCGUCAUUCUUAUUUCUAUGUUGCUUUCAUUUUUCUGUUUCCUUUCUUCUUUGCUUCCUUUUACUUUUCAUUCAUUUUUUUGCCUCUUUCAUUCUUUUGUUUCUUUCAUUAUUAUUUCUUUUAUUCUUCUUUUCGAUUCUUCUCCAACUGUUGUCAUUCUUACACUUCUUUCACUAAGCGUUCCUCUUAUUUGCUGCUUCAUUCCUUUAUUUCUUCAUUUCUUUUAUCCGAAUUCUUUCUCAAGUAUAUUAGCGUCUAG
Messenger RNA from Acanthosepion pharaonis, 609 nucleotides. The record is from the annotation of a GenBank genome assembly. Lineage: Eukaryota; Metazoa; Mollusca; Cephalopoda; Sepiida; Sepiidae.